AUGGCGGGAAUCAUAGCCGUCAUAAGCCCGGAGCGGCGGGUCGAACAAAACCCCUUUGAUGUUGAGGCAUGGAACCUGCUGCUGCGUGAUGCUCAGCUCUUCCACAAGUGCCUCAUCAAAGUGUUGAAUAUUGAUCUGUGGAAAUGCUAUUUGAAUUACGUGCGAGACACCAAGGGACACUUACCUAGUUUCAGGGAGAAGAUGGCACAGGCGUAUGAUUUUGCGUUGGAGAAGGUCGGCUUGGACACAUUGAGCUACCAGAUCUACGCGGAUUAUAUCGCAUUUUUGAAAUCAGUGCCAGCAGUCGGGUCGUAUGCAGAGAAUCAGAAGAUCAGCGCAGUGAGAAAAGUAUUUCAUCGAGGAAUUGUCACACCGCUGUUCAACAUAGAGCAAAUCUGGGGAGAGUACUGCACCUUUGAGAAGAGCGUCAACUCGGUAUUGGCUGAGAAACUGAUUGCUGAUAAGGGCCGCGACUACCAGAAUGCACGGCGCGUAUCGAAGGCGAUGGAAAAUGUGACUCGUGGCCUCAAUCGAAACAUGAUAUCCGUGCCCCCACGAGGCACCCCUCCAGAGAUGAAGCAGGUCGACUUGUGGAAGAAAUACGUGCAGUGGGAAAAGAGCAACCCACUGCAGACCGAAGACUAUAGUCUGUACACCAGGAGAGUUGUGUACGCCUAUGAACAGGCCCUCUUGUGCCUUGGAUACCACCCGGAUAUGUGGUACGAAGCGGCAGUCUUCAUGCAGGAGGCGAGCAAGUCUUUGGCCGAGAAAGGAGUAUGUAUUUAUUGA
This is a messenger RNA of Soboliphyme baturini, 789 nucleotides long. NCBI's taxonomy places the organism in Eukaryota, Metazoa, Nematoda, Enoplea, Dioctophymatida, Soboliphymatidae. The record is from the annotation of a GenBank genome assembly.